GAGAUUUCAACAUUAACGGACGGAUUUGUUCCUCGGCUGCGUCGGUGGCCCUUCCGACAGGAUGCUGCAAAAUGAAAUGUUGCACUAAAAACUUCAUCCAUUCCAGGAUCUCACCUUCGUUUUCGGGAAAACAAGCAACUACUGUACUGUAAUGGUGGAAAAUCGGUUGUGAAGCCUGGCAUUUUUGCACUACUCAGUUCGGUAUAGACUUUUACAACCCCAAGGGUUUUCUCGGUGGUUCCUUACUAACAUCCUCACUAACACAUAUUAGUUAGAGUGCCGUAAAAAUCUAUCCCACUGCGAGGAGGCAAAAUGUUAAUUUUCAGCAGUAGCAGCAGUGCAAGGUUUGCUGCUGUGAGGAAAAACUAACCGUUUGGAUCCUCGAAGCUGUGUGAGAAAAAAAAACUCUCAGUUUAGUGGUUUCCGGUGCAAAGGAGUAGUGAAAAAGUGAAAAAAAAAACAGUAAAACCUAUGGCAUCUCCGCGUUCCACAUCCAGUCUCAGGAAUCAGCGUCGGAAUCCAUCCUGAAGGUUCAUGUGCACGUGGACCGAGUGGAGCGAAUAAAAGUUUGUUUUGAUUUAUGGUCUUAUUUAUGGUGAAAGUUUGACUCCGGCAAAACGACGACGACGUCCGCUUUCCAGCUCACUUUUCCUGGCUCCAGAGGGAUCGAUUUUUCUCUCUCGAACUCGGUGGUGAUUUUUUUUAUUCAGUGCUCUAGACCUUCCGUUAGAAGGGGCCCCGGAAAACCGCAUCUAAGCAAAUUCGACCGGAAUGUGCGGGACCGUGUUUUUCAACCGGUAAACAUAACCUACAUGUUUGUAGCUGCGAGCUGAAAGGAUACAAGUGCUCUGAACAGCCCUACAUGUUUGUGUUCGAGUGUCCCACACGGGAGGCAAAGGGUGUAAUUACAUUACUUUCAACUUUAGCGAGUUGGACUGUGUUGCGUGUUUGACGGGUUCUGCAGCUUUGGACCCAACAAAAAUGUGAGCCUCCAACCGAAUAAACACGGCUCUGGUCCGGAUACAUUCGUGCGGAUUUUUACCUAUAAUUGGAUAAAACGUGCUGUGAGUGUGUGCGUGGAAUCCUCCGAAAGCCGUCGUAACACGUAGUCGUAGCAAGGUCGUUCCGGAAGUACCGGUACGGUGGAAAUGAACUUGGCGGAAUUCGUUCACCAGCAUCGACAAAGGACGUUAGCAACAGCGAACACUGGAUCACCGGAACUUUGAUGGAGUCUCUAACCGUGUGACCCGCACUGGCAAAAAUGACUCAACCUCGGCCCUUCCGGAAGCCACCGGACGUCGAGGAAGCUUUGUCCUCGAUGCUCUGGACACCGUACGACAAUAAUGUUUCCGACUCGGAUUCCUCACCGGACGACGAUGAUGACAGCAGCAACGGAAAUGGACCAUCACCGGGCGGAAACCCUUUCACGAUCCUUGGAAGGUACUCGCACUCCAACGCACAAAACAAUCAUUUGCCCUCGUCGUCCUGGUUCCAGUAUGGCGGCGGCCAGCCGAAUGUCAGUAGUACUUGCUCAUCGUCGGCGGGUCAUCAUCCGGCGACGCUGAUGAAGCGAAGUCUCUCGGAACGGAAUUACCGGAGCAGUUCUUCGAACAGUGCCGAUGGCAAAACCAGUAAUCGGAUCAGCUAUCCUUACUACGGAAUGCAUCAUUCGUCGCCAAUGGCCACGGACCUUGGAACGCCCGACGGUUAUUGGGAUAGUAAUAAUAUUUACCCAAAUGACUAUCCACCAGGUCCUGGUCCUGCAAUGGCCAGUACACGACAGGCCACACUAAUGGCCACGACCAUAUUUCCACUUCCUUUGGACUCCUACUGGAAGCAAAAUCGGUCAAUUGCCAGUCAGCCUCUGCCGCCACUUCCACAACCAGCUUUGGUUCCAGCGUUGCCUUUUAACCUGCUCCUCGGGGCAGAUUCUCUGUUUCCGACCAAUGCAAAUAGCACUUUGCUUCUGCCACCGCCAUCUAGUAUCGGGAGCGCUAGUGGAACGUUCUGCGAGGAAGAUUUGGUCAAUUCCAAUAUGAUGCUGUUAGCCGGAGUAGAUGAUACUUUUGCCGAUUAUCAGGUUUAUCCCACUCCACCACCCCCGGCUCCAGUCGGAAUCGGUGCUAGUUCCUACAUCAUGCAGCAGCAGCAGCCUCCACGAGUAUGGAGCCAACUUUUGCCGAACGUGUCUUCUUCAGCCUCCGCGCCAUCGUUCCUCACAGCGCCAAUGGCGGCGUCCUCUAGCAUGGCAUCGGGUUACAUCCAGCCGCCCAGCGAUGACAAUAACAACAGUCUAAGCAAAAUUUCCGCAAUACUUAAGCCAGUCAUGCGCAGUGCAAGCAACUUGAGCCAUAAUGGCAACGUUGGAGACCUACAUUUCUCAAAACAUCAACAACAUCGAUGUCCGCAAAGGCCGAACUCCGAACCAGAAGAAGAACGGCGGCUAUGCAGCAGCAGCAGCAUAGAGAAUGCAACUGGAUCAAGUUCCACCAACACUAUGCAAUGGAUGCAUCGUUACAGCCGCCGUCGCCUCCAAUCAACGGAUGAACUCAAUGCUGAUGCGACGGCGACGCUCUCGGCGGCUGCUACGGAUGAACAUUCAAAGCAGACUGAGCAACAAAACACAAAUCCGUUUAACGACCUGCAACAGCAUUACCCACAAACGGGAGGGUUCGACGGCGACGUCGAUGAAUAUCAACAACAUGCGCUGGUUAAUGGAACGGCGUUGAAUGGUUUGGAUCGCGUCGCGUCAUUUAGUAGUGUGCGGAUCGUGAACGGAGAAGCAACAACUGCGUGCGGAAGUUUUGUUGACGCGUCGGAACGUCGUUUUUUCGCUUCGACCGACCAGCGACGAAACCAACAACAACAGCAACAACGGUCGACGGAUAUCGAGCGGAAUUCCGUUUUCGGAGACCAAAACAACAAUAAUAAUUAUUCCAGUGGGUCAACCUACAAUAAUAGGCGGUACAGGGCUUUGGAUAGUUUGAAGGGUUUCGGUCGAAGCGUGAGAGAUCGGUUCGCGAAUAUCAUGCGUUUGAACGUGCCAGCUGCCCCCGAGGGCAGCCGGACCAGUGUUUACAUUCCGUCCUCGGAAGGGACGAUUGCUAGUGUGGAUCUUCAAGGCAAUAAUAGUGGUCACGAGGCUGGAUCUAGGCCUACCCUUACCAUACAAGUGAAUCGAGUGGAUACCAACAAUCAGCAGCAGAAUGAUGUCGUCAAUAAUGCGUCUUCAGGCGUGAGCAUCGUUAAUUGCUAUCGCGAAACGCCUGUGAGCGCGACGACGUCGAAGGAAAAUGCUACCAGUGAUUCCAAUGAUGGUGAAAGUGGUCUUGAAUGUCAAUUCAAUCCAAGUGAUGUUAACAGUGCUAAUCCUAAUGCAAAUAAAAUUCCUGUAAAUAUCAGUGCAAGUGCAGAGCAAAUGGUUCAUGUUUCUAACGACACGAUCGUGGCGAGUGGUGAUUAUUUAGCCCACGAUCAAAAUCAAAAUCCUACGAUCAAGCGUAGCCAUAGUGUACAUAAUAGCAGCAGCGACCAGCAAACUAUUCUCCCAUACCCCCAAACGGAUAUCGACCAGAUCGAGCAGAACUUGAGCCGCACCUACACUUCGACGGAGGCUCAAACUGACAGUCUCCCCCCAAUUACAAGUGCCCCAGUGCCCCUUCGCGAAACGCACCCCUACCCAACCCAACCGAUCCUUGCAACUCCUACUCACCCCACCCUACUCCUUACCCCUCCCUUGACCGAGUUCAAUACCCGUGAGCAUAGGCGCCGUGAACGUCGGGAGCGUCGCCAAGCGCGCAACCGAAUGCAGCAUGUCCAUCCGAUGGACCAGCAGCCGUUGCGUCCGGCUCCGUUGGAAAUUAUUCCGGAUAUUUUGCACAGCCAUCUACCGCCACCAUAUACAACGCUUCCGAUGGGGGCAACGGCGGUUCUAGCAGGACCUCCGCCCCCUUUGCCGAUAGCAGCCGUACCCCUGGGGCACCAUCAUCGCGGUGGGCCACUUGGGGUUGCUGCUGCUGCUGCCGUCCCUGGAGUAGUAGAGGAUUGCAGAUACACGUUCCCGAUCCCGAUCAUAAGAAGCUCCCCGUCGGAACGGUCCCGGAAAGGCUGCUGUGGCCACUGGUUCGCGGGGCCACCACUGCGGGCGCUGAUCGCAGUGGUGGCCCUAGGCGGUGUGGCCUGUGCACUGGGCGGGGCAGCCCUCGGAGCAACCGGAUUGGCCGGUUCACCUACCUCACACCUGACAGCGGCCUUACUCAUGAUCGGAGUCGGAGUUAUCCUGGUGACGGUUAGUGGAGCAGCCUGGCGAAUGACGGCUCCUGGAGCGCCUCCCUGCCUAGGCCUGGGCUCGACCGUGGAUUUGGCCCGCUGCUCCCGGAGACCCUGCGGACGAGGUGGAAGCACCCCCCACGGACUGUUGUAUCCCGAGUUCCAGCAUCGGCCGCCACCCCCGUCAUAUCAGGCCAGCAUGCAGGAGUAUCGAUUGAGACUAUUGCUACUCGAUAGAGACCGCCAAUCGGGAAGGAUCCGAAGCACAGCAUCUCCUCCUCCAACCUACCGUUCCAAUGUCGGAAGUCUUCUCAGGAUUCCGCUCACCUCUCGGCAAAGCAACUCCGCCUCUAGCGCGAAUGGAAGCGUCAAUGGAGCCCACCCACCAGGUUCCAACAAUAGCACCGGCCUGUUCGGAGGACUCAGUGGAAUUAUCAGCGGUGCCAUCGGCGGUGGAAAUGGAUCUUCAACGGCAAGCACCCCACAACAUCCAAGACCUCCGACAGCUGUUGGGUCGGAAGCUCCAAGCAAUGGCGUUGGGGCCCCAGCUGUGCCACCACCCACCUAUCGCACCAUCGACCGGAGGGACUCUGCGACGUCAUUUGGGGACACCGCCAACAGCCAGUUGGAAGACCAGUUGAUUAUUAAAAUUGAUGACACCAAAUCGGCACCCCUGGUUGGUUCCGGACUGAACUCGACGCCACAAAUAUCAACAACAACGACAACGACGGCCGUCGUGCAUCACAAACAACGAAAUUCAAUAACGGCCGAAACAAUUGAAAACGACUACAAUAGCGGCAGUAACAAUAGUACUAGUAAUAGUUAUGCUAUCGGUAAUAGUAGCGCUAAUGGUGGAAAUAGUAUUAAAGUGGACGAUGGGCAGCUUAGUAGAAAGAGCAGCAAAAACGGCAAGGAUUUAGUUACGAUUGUGACCAUUUCCGGUUCGCUCGAAAGAUCGAAACAGACUGUGAAUGGCGACGGGACAACUAGUGCGGGUCGGGGUGAUCCCAGCAUGGACCCACCCAAUGGCCAUCUGUAGCCACGUGAGGUCCUCGACGAUGAGGACACGGCUAUUUGAAUCUACUUUUUUUUUUCAAUACAAACUCUAUCACUGUUGAACAGCGAGAUCGAAACAAUGAAAAUCAAAAAGCCAAUAACAGAUAAACGAAAAUAACUACAAUCGACAAACGAUAUUUUCACAACCGCCAUGGAAGUCUAGUUUUUAUUAAGAUACAAUUUAUACUUGUUUUAUUUUGUUAAGCUCUUAUUUUGUUCGGUGUGGAUGAAUGAAAACUUUUUUAAGUUUUUUCUCGAACAAAAUUCAAUCACCCUACCUGAUGUCAAAAUCAGAAAAACAUAAAGAUUAAAUCAUUCAACCCCUUUAGUGUUUUAAGUUGUUCGCAUUUUAGCCGUAAGUCGCCGAUAAUGGAAACAAAAUGAUUUCUUUAGAAUUGGAUAAGAGUUUUGAAGUUUGUCGGAAAAAAGUUCAGGGCUAAACGAAAAAUCACUCGAACACCCACUAUCGCUAAGCUCCCGCACUGUCAGUGGAAAAA
This is a messenger RNA of Uranotaenia lowii, 5822 nucleotides long. RefSeq lists its product as uncharacterized. Lineage: Eukaryota; Metazoa; Arthropoda; Insecta; Diptera; Culicidae. The transcript is spliced from 8 exons. Bases 1262 to 5308 code for a protein of 1348 amino acids. The record is from RefSeq and is a predicted model, not a curated record.